This is a messenger RNA of Branchiostoma belcheri (Belcher's lancelet), 4836 nucleotides long. RefSeq names its product mitochondrial ribonuclease P protein 3-like. The coding region runs from base 262 to 1881 and encodes 539 amino acids. Lineage: Eukaryota; Metazoa; Chordata; Leptocardii; Amphioxiformes; Branchiostomatidae. The record is from RefSeq and is a predicted model, not a curated record. Gene Ontology annotation, biological process: mitochondrial tRNA 5'-end processing; tRNA 5'-leader removal. The transcript has 7 exons. Gene Ontology annotation, molecular function: ribonuclease P activity; protein binding. Gene Ontology annotation, cellular component: mitochondrion; mitochondrial ribonuclease P complex.
AAUUUUGCAAAUGGCGGCGCCCAUACGAUUUUCACAGUCCAUGUACAGGUUUGUCCCGUAUUCGCCGCUUUUUCCUCAAAACCUUCAAAUUAUCAGUUCGCCACGGGUGUACUAAGAUUGCCAGACUUCUAACAGCACAAAUUCAGAUUCGAUAUGUGUACAAAUUUGUGACUAGAAGCGUUAAAUCUACCGCGACUUUCUCGCCCCCCUCCCCACUUCUAGUAGCAGACGACAACUGAGUCAGCGACAGUAGACGACGCGAUGUCGGUUGUAGUCGCCAGGUCUCUGUGCCGCCGGGGACAACUGUUGGUACGUCAGGGACAUAAAAUAAUAACCCAACGGCAUGAAGUUACUUUUAGAAGUACAGCAUUGGCCCACCUUCAUAUUUGCUCCACAUCUUCCAAGUCCAACGAUGAUAACUUCAUCGGGAAGCGAGCUUUCAGCAAGAGACAGCUCAGCAGCCAGAAGAAAAAAUCCCAAACUCAUCAGUCCUCGACAGAAGUCAAAACCUCACCCAGAACUAUCACCUUCCACGACAUCGAUGCCACGGAUUCACCUCUUACACCAGAACAGUGGGGCAUGAUGAAGGCUGGAGUUAAGCACCCCCAGGACUUUGAGAGAAAAGCCAUGGAACGUCUCUUCAAAAACCCCAACUUCUCCGUGGCGGCAUCUCUGAUGGCGUAUAUUGAAGAAGAAGGGCGUAAGCCCCGUUACGGUGUUCUGUAUGCGUACCUGGCGGUGUGUGUGAACUGUGAGAUAUACGAUGAGAUGUUUCGAGUGUACGCAGAGUUGAGGAGGAUGGGGAAGAUGCUGGACCCAAAUCUGCUGGCCAUCCUCAUCAAGGGAUUCUGUGGGACACACAGGUGGAAGGAGAGUCUGGAGUUCCUGAAGGUAGUGAAGGUGUUGGGAAAGGCGUCCAGCAGACACUAUAACCACAUCAUCACCACCGCCAUGGAGCACGGGGACAAACAGCUGGGCCUGUCCCUGUUGGACGAGAUGGUGUCGGCAGGCCUGACACCUUCUGACGAGUGCUAUGCUGCAGUGAUGAGGACGUUGACCCUAGCUGAGGAACAGGACAGGGUGUACGACUUGUUUGAGAGGAUGAGAGAAGACGUGGAGUUUCCCUCUCAGAGUCUGGCUCACAGCAUCAAGGAGUGGUUUGAAGGGGCCUGUGGCUCCAGGCUGGAGGGCGUUGACCUGACAGAUGAAGAGUUCCAUCUCCUGCACGACUCGGUCCUGAGGAGAAUCAUCCACGGCAAGGACAUCUUCCGCUCCUCCACUCCCAAGGAGCUGGACAGGUUCUUGGAGUUCAUCAGGGACCAGCAUGACUAUGAUGUUGUAGUGGAUGGGUUAAACGUGGCGUACACCUACGGGACAAAGCACAAGAAAUAUUCCAGAACUCUGCUGACAGUGGUGGAACACCUUGUGCAGUGGCUCGGGCUGCGUGUGUUGGUCUUGGGUCGGAAACACAUGAAGGCAGCGACGUCUGCUCAUGGGGCCUGGAGAACAUCCGACAUGCAGACCAUCCAACGGCUGGCUGACCUCUUCUUAACUGACGACGUCUCUAAAGACGACCCGUACCUCCUGUCGGCCACCCUGAGUUGCGGUCCCGACGCCCGGUUCAUCAGUUCAGACUUCAUGCGGGACCAUAAGGCCCUGCUGGACCCGUUCGUGCAGGGCCUGUUCCUGAAGUGGCUGCGAGGACACCAGAUGAAGCUCCUGGGGCUGUCACAUGGUGCACCUGUCUUCUCUGAUGUCCACACGUUUGACAUAGUGGUUCAGCGGACCCAGCACACCUGGCACUUCCCUUACGAGGACGGGGCACCCCGUCAAGGCCUGGAGGGACCAGACAAGUGGCUGUGUCUGAAGAGAGGAGGCUGAGAGAAUGCUGGGUUUUAGCUUCAAAGUUUAUCUGUGUUGGUAGAAGCCAUUAUAGAACAAGAUGAACUGUAAUUUCCAAGACAAGAAGUUUCAUAUGCCAGAAAGCAUUUAGUUAAGCAACUGGAUAUGAUUUUAGAAACGGUCUGACAUUUCAGGUAGCAUCCACUAGCUUUCGUCAGUGGCAGGAGGAACCAGACAAGUGGCUAUGUUUGAAGAGAGGAGGCUGAGAAAGUGCUGAAUUUUAGCUUGAAAGUCCAUCUAGUUAGUCUCCACCAGACUCCUUUGCAGACUGAAUAAAUACAUGUUUUAGAAAUCAGCCUAAAAAGACUGUAGCUAUCCAGGGCAGUUGGCUGGCCUCAGAGGGUCCAGUUUGCAGGACACUAAUCCAACAUAGGGCAGCAAUUUGUAUACUGGUAGUUAAAAGUCCUUCCCACAACCAUACAUGGUGAAUACGGCCCUUGGGCCACACAGUUGUGCAAUGCAGGGGGCUAGUCCACUGGUGGUGGUGUGUGUGUGUGUUCAACUCCCAUACACACAGGCCACUACAGCAGGGGGCUAGUCCACUGGUAGUGGUGUGUGUGUGUUCAACUCCCAUACUCUUUCCUAAAUGCUGAGUGCUGUAAAGAAGGCAGUAUGUACCAUUUUUUAAAUCUUUGAUAUGACUCGGCCAGCAAUCGAACUCACAACCUACAAUGUACAAUACUGCAAGCACAAUGCAUUAAUUUCAUACUUGCUGUCUUAGAAUAUGAACGUCGUACAGUGUGGUUAAUUACCCUGGUGAACUGAUAUGUUAUAUAAAGGAAAGAUGCUGACAAGUUGAAGUCAUUCCUGCCAAUUUAUUUUGGUAAUGUACAGGUGUUUUGUGUAUAUAUAUAUAAUUAUAUAUAUAUAUAUAUAUAUUUAGAUACUAUUUUACCUAUUUGUUAGCCAGAUAUCUGUUUACAGUAACUAUACAGUUCUACACACGCUUUCUCCAUAGUCUUUACAGACCCAGUAUUAAUGUUAUACACAGUAUACACCUUGUGCCAGUGCUCCUCACAUACCAGCCGGUACAAUUUUCACCCCAGACAAGUGCACCACAACCUACAUUUUACCUUACUCUGUUGACAUUACACUGUGAUAUACAUUUUGUAUUCCAGCUCCCUCUUUCCAUCUCAAAAUACACGAUGUGAUUUUUAUAACUAAAGAAUUGAAUAGAAGGGCACUAUUCUAAAUGUAAGUGGAAGGUGGAUAUUUCACUUUCAGAGCAAAAAAUAUGACAGACUUUUAAAGUAUCCAUACUCUUAAUUUGUAGUUUCCUGCAACAAAAAUCUCCCAGAUAGAAACAACAAACCUCGCCUCUUCUGCCUUGCACAUACACAUCAGAAUUGUACAAUUCAAAAGGACACACUCUAUCUAUCAAGUACUGCCAAAGGGCCAUGAUAAGGGGAAUUUCACUACAGAAUCAAGAUUUUACAUGGCAGAUUCACUCUGGUCUUUGUGCUUGCAGUCAGCACUGCAAAAUAGAAUAAGGCCACUGUACCUUACUUGUCAUUUGGGUCUUGAUACUGUAUAUACAUUAUACAUGACAUUGUAUAGAUGACAGAAACAGAAUACAGUAGCUAACAUAUGUACUAAAUAUCUAUUUUACUAAACUUUUACUUUAUCUAACAUAAAUAAAAUUGUGCAAACGGUGGCAAGGUAUCAUUGAAUUACUGAUACAUGUUUGUUUUGUAAGUGUCACUAUUUUGUAAUCUAACAAUUCAUUUCACACCAUCAAAAAAUGAAAGAAAAAUCCGUGAGACUUUCCCAGAAAGUAUAGCUAAUUGUGCACCACAAAACUGACUAUUUUUUUAUACAAAAAGACUUUUUGUCUUUUAGAAAGAGCUGCAGUUCAAUAAAAUAUGAUACAAUAAAUAAAUACAAGACUGCCCAAGCAGCCAGCUACACCAAAAAAUAGAAGAAGAAAAAAAUAGAAGUACAUCUUACACACAAUAUGCUGUGAAUACACAAUAUAUGAAAAACAGUGAAGUAAACAUUUUUUCAAUUUCAUUUAAACCUAACUAAUACACAAAACAAGUAUUAACUGCUUCUCUCCACCUCCACCAAUGAUUGGCAAGGAACAUAUAACAUUUAUUUGAAUUCAUAUACAGAUAUAUGAACUUAAACUUGGCAUAUUACUGCACGUGGAAGAAAACAACUUCUGACCAUCCGGUCAACUUGAAGUUCUAAAACUUCACGCCACAGGAAGCCAGAUUCAGUAAAGUGAAUUCCCUGCCAUUGAGCAGAUGCUGAGGCUUAAACUUAAUUUCUCUUGCACUCUUACAACCUGAUGACUGGCAUGCAGCAAGACAUGCAGGGCUCAAAAUGCUGGGUGCAUGUCCACCUUAGUGCACCCAAAUUAGGAGCUGUGCACCCAAUUUUUCUGUGAGUGCAACCAAAUGAUUGCCAUUUGCAGAAAAAUAAAAGACGAUACCAAAUCUGGAUUACUUCGUCCUCCCGAGGCAUACCUUGCAAACAGCAAAUCAAAUCUAUCUCAAGUCACAUCAGUGGUCUUCUAUUCUAAUUCUCCACAACAGAUCUGUCCUAGCUAGUCAGCCAUAGCUACCUCUUAUGAAGCAAGUUUAACCUGUAAUAUUUCCAACACAAGAAAUCAGACUUACCAAAUUUUUGACUGUACAUUUCCAGUCUUUGUCAAGGAUUGUGUCACAUCAAAUUAUACAGAUGACACGUGAAUUGGUAAGCAGUGGAUCAUAGAUUUGUUGAUUCCUUGACAGACUGGAGUUGUACAGUCAAAAAUUUUGGUAAGUCUAAUUUCUUAAAUUACAGUUCAAACUUGCUUCAAAAUGACUUCUACUAACACAGCUGAACUUCCAAGUUGAAGUUAGCUUGUCAGCAGAACGUACUGUCUGCGCCUGCGCGAAACCCUGAUUUUUCACGGUUUUCGAUGGCUGUUUGGUCACUGUUGCAUCAUAG